AGACAGAGUUGCGAGAAUUUUAAUAUGCUUUUAGUUCGUCAGGCAUCGCCCGCCUUCCAAAAAAAAAAAAAAAAAAAAAGAGAGAUUGGGAGUAAAUGAUGGUGUGUCGCGUGCGGCGCAUGACAGUUUGGACCCACACGGACUACUUCCUGGAACCUUCUGAACGCUCGACUCUGCCACUCAUCCAUCACACAUUCUCAACCAUGUCGAAUGAACACAGAAUACACCGCCAGUGUCAGACUUGCUAUGUAGAGUUUGCAGGGAACAGUCAGUUGUUAGCGCAUAUAGAAGAGUACAAGUUUCGAGAGCAAUUGCUUAUCCAAGAAUUGCAUCAAUGCCGCUUACACAUGGAACGAGCCGCUUCCAAUGGCUACGACAACAGUGACCUCAGCGACGAUGGUGAUAACACAGAUGAAAUCACUCACCUAAGUGAUACACACAACGACCGAAAGCCCCCAUUUUAUUGCCCACAUAUUGAAUGCGACCAAAAACAGCCAUACACCACUCGGGGGAAUCUUGUGCGACAUUUUGCAACGCACAUAGCAUGCUAUGAGCUGUGUACUUGUGGCGAAGUAUUCACAAGAGCUCACCGUUUCCUCCGACAUAAUUGCCAAAAGUCCACAGAGGCCAACGAUGUUUACAUACAGCGGAGAAUUGGACACCUCAACGCGAAGGUGAAAAUAAACUUGGAUCGGCUAGAGAGAGGUGGAAGAUACACAAGGAAACGGAAGCAAACACAGGCAGAAUUUCAAUCGAUCAAGAAACGCAAACCCGUCACAUCGAGAAAUAAUAUCUUAUCAAUGGAUCCGAUUUCACAAAAUCAUGAUGCUAUUCCCAGUAACGCGUAUAUCAACGGCGGGCCUUCUAAGGUACCAGGUCUGUCACCUGUUGCGAGUACGAACAAUGUAAACUUGUCCCCUUCCGAAGGCACGGCGACGAACACAAUGCCGGACAAUACCAACUGGGAGCCCGUGAUAACAUGUCAAGCUGCUGACAGUGGUGGUGGAUGGGCUUUCAUGGAACCAGCGGCAGUCGUGCCUAGUGUUAAUGACGGCUGGGCUUUUGCAGAGCCUGCGUCAACUUUACGUGCGGGCGACAAUGGCUGGGCCUUUGCGGAGCCCUUAGUAGCCAUAUCAACUGACAUCGCAGGAUGGGCAUUUACUGAAGAUCCGUGUCAUCAUUUACCACUGUCCCUGAAUCCAGCCGGCGUUGAAGUGAAUAAUGCCAUUGUUGGGAAUGAGGAAACCUAGUUCGAACAGAGACACACCAGCUCAUGAAGACGAUAGCCUCUGGGACGAGUUUCACAUUAUCAAUACAAUGGAUUAAAAUGUGAAGUUUGUUUAGUGUAUGCCACCACAAUUCUCUUUUCUAAUCUUUCUAUUCAAAGUGUACGCCAAUCAUGUCGCUCGAUACACUGGCCAUCUGGUGCCUUUGCUGUACGUUAGGUACUUUCAACUUUGGCCACCUUUGCAACUCC
Molecule: messenger RNA, 1477 nt
Organism: Xylaria bambusicola
Lineage: Eukaryota; Fungi; Ascomycota; Sordariomycetes; Xylariales; Xylariaceae
Exons: 3
Coding region: 96-1250 (384 amino acids)
Source: RefSeq, a predicted model, not a curated record